Procambarus clarkii (red swamp crayfish) is the source of this 931-nucleotide messenger RNA. The record is from RefSeq and is a predicted model, not a curated record. Lineage: Eukaryota; Metazoa; Arthropoda; Malacostraca; Decapoda; Cambaridae.
GGUCAGCUGGGUGUGGUCGGGCGAGACCACACAAGGACGGAUACCACAAUCCUCGUAUAUAAACGUCCGCAGAGCUUCCUACGGCAGACCACAGCUACGACACCAGUCCGACGACAUGACUCCUCUGUUUUUGCUUCCGCUGCUGGUGGCGGGGUGCGUGGCGGCUCCUACUGACGACACCGUGGCUAUCCCAGCCGUGCCCCUGGUUGCGCCCGUGGCAGCCGUCCCUGGCUACGCUGUCCAGGGGUCUAUCCACCAGGUGACACAGACCAUCGAUGCCCCCACCCUGAAGAGCCUUCCCGUGGCCCCCGUGCCUGUGGCCCCUGUGGCACCUCUGGUUUACUCCAACCUCAACCUGGACCUCAAGGCGCCUGUGCCUCCUGGCGACGCUCCCGCCCCAGAUGUUCUAGUUCAGAGGACGGCCGUCAAGGCGCUAGGCCGCAGCGCCGUGGCCUACACCCCCCAGAUCAAGGAGGUUCAUCCUGAGCUUAAGAUCACUCAAAAGAAAUUCGACGUCGCCGUGCCCAAACCUGUCUACGAGACCAAGGAAGUCACUCCCAUCCAAUACAAAUACGUGCCCGAGCCCUAUGCCGUGCCCCAACCAUAUGCCGUGCCUCAGCCAUACGCCGUGCCCCAGCCAUAUGCCGUGCCCCAGCCAUUUGCCGUGCCCCAGCCAUAUAACGUGGUAUUUGCCUAACCUGUUACUACCGUGAACGCUAUUGACCCCCCCCCCCUCCCUCCCCGCCCCUCUUGCAGUGACUUACGAAGCCAUCGUCACUGUCUCUAGCUCCGGGUCUCCUUCGGGAGGCGGCGUCAGCUCCCACUAGUGUCGUCGGGAGAGUGACGCCGAAGUCCCGAUGUGUAAACAUUCAUCACUAUACUACUCGCAUGCUGUAACCUUUGAGGAAUAAAUCUAAAUUGAUCACUAUAA